This is a messenger RNA of Rotaria sp. Silwood2, 489 nucleotides long. NCBI's taxonomy places the organism in Eukaryota, Metazoa, Rotifera, Eurotatoria, Philodinida, Philodinidae. The record is from the annotation of a GenBank genome assembly.
AUGAUGUGCCGCUAUUUUUUACUAGAAUCUACCGAACAAGAUGAAGUUUUAGGGGUACCCACGUUAACAACAACUGGUUAUAAUGAACAAUCAUUAAUAAUAAUAAUACGUCAAAUAUGUACUCAGUUGCACUUAAUAUUUGUUAAUAUUGAUACUUUUAUAAAAACUCGAGGGCAAGCUUAUCAUUCGAAACAAUUACGAUCAAAUCAACGCAGUAAUUUUGAACGUUUUAUUAAUAUUUAUAAUAAUUUUCGUCAAACAGUUUUAUUUAUGUGUCAUCUCAAUGCAAGUAUUAUUUUCUCAUUGGAUAAUAUUCGCUGUAUAGACUUAAAAUAUUCUUCAUUAUUAAUGAAACUUCUAAGAAUUUGGUUAACCUUUGCUGAAAAUACAGUUACAUUAUCAAAUAUAAUACGAAACCGAUGGGAUGAAAUAGCUGCUUUAUGUUUAACAUCGAUCGAGAAAUCAACAAAAUCUAUACUUAAAUUGUGA